Molecule: messenger RNA, 1347 nt
Organism: Naegleria lovaniensis
Lineage: Eukaryota; Heterolobosea; Eutetramitea; Acrasida; Naegleriidae
Exons: 2
Coding region: 1-1347 (448 amino acids)
Biological process (GO): proteolysis
Molecular function (GO): metalloaminopeptidase activity
Source: RefSeq, a predicted model, not a curated record
AUGUCUAAAAAGUCCACAACCAACACCUCCGCAGCAGCCUCAUCAGGAGGAAACAAAUCAAAAACCUCCAAGCAAGCAGCCUCCAAAAAGGAUGAUGAUUUAAAGUUUUUAUUAGAAAUGCAAAAGAAGAAUGAGAAGGAAAUUGCUGAACAAAAUAAAUCUCAAGGAUCUUCUUCAUCGGGUGAAAAGAAGAAAAAGGCUCCAAAAGACUAUCCAUCGGAACAAACUCAACCCGAACCUACCGUUCCAAUUAAAUACUUGUAUAAGGACAAUAAUUUCCCACAAGGUGAAAUUCAACCACUGCAGUUUUAUGAGCACAGUACCAAACGGUUUACUGCAAGAGAACUUGAUUCCGAUGCAGAAGCUCGUGAUGAAAAAUUGCAAGAACGAAUUAGGGAUGCAAGACAAGCUGCGGAGGUUCAUCGAACGGCAAGAAAAUGGUUUAAAGAGCAUGUAGUACGACCAGGAAUGCGUGUCAUUGACGCAGCUGAAGCUUACGAAAAUAAGGUGAGAGAACUGAUCGAAGCCGACAAGAAUAAUAGAAAGGGAGGAUUAGCUUUUCCUUUGGGUUGCUCAUUGAAUUAUGUUGCUGCGCAUUAUACACCCAAUACUGGAGAUGAAACUGUGAUUGGAAAGGAUGAUGUGAUCAAGUUUGACUUGGGAACUCAUGUGAAUGGUACCAUUGUUGAUUCGGCCUUUACCAUGUGCUGGAACGAUCAAUAUAAACCACUCUUAGAUGCUGUGAAAGAUGCCACUAAUACAGGUGUAAAGGUUGCUGGUAUUGAUGUGAGAUUGGGUGAUGUUGGAGCAGCCAUUCAGGAAGUUAUGGAAAGUUAUGAAGUGACCAUUGAUGGAAAGACUUAUCAAGUAAGAAGUAUUGAAAAUUUGUGUGGACACUCUAUUGAGAAAUAUCGUGUGCAUGCAGGUAAAUCAGUUCCAACUGUGGCAUGUAAGGAAAAUGAAAAAAUGGAGGAAAACGAAUUCUUUGCAAUUGAGACUUUCGGCUCCACAGGUAGAGGCUAUAUCGAAGAAGAAGGUGUCACGUCUCACUAUGGCAAAAAUUUUGAUUACAAAGGAGAUGGCUCAGAGCUUAGAAAUAAGGACUCGAGAGAAUUACUGAAAGUGAUCAAUGAAAAUUUUGGAACUCUUCCAUUCUGUCGAAGAUAUUUGGACCGGAUAGGUCAGAGGAAAUAUCUCACUGCUCUUCGUGAUUUGGUCAAUAAUGGAAUAGUGACCGAGUAUCCACCUUUAGUGGACGUGAGAGGCUGUUAUACUGCACAAUUUGAGCACACAUUCUUGUUAAGACCAACAUGCAAAGAGGUUCUUAGUCGAGGAUCUGAUUAUUAA